Molecule: messenger RNA, 1140 nt
Organism: Setaria italica (foxtail millet)
Lineage: Eukaryota; Viridiplantae; Streptophyta; Magnoliopsida; Poales; Poaceae
Product: protein DCL homolog, chloroplastic
Exons: 3
Coding region: 46-606 (186 amino acids)
Biological process (GO): chloroplast organization; chloroplast rRNA processing
Cellular component (GO): chloroplast
Source: RefSeq, a predicted model, not a curated record
CCUGCGUCGUUCCAUUCUCGCUCGCCGCUGCACCGAAAGCCAGCCAUGGCCUUGGCCGCCGCCCUUACCCGGGCCGCCACGCUCCUCCUCCGCGGGGGCGGGGGCGUCCCGCCUGCCGCCUCCGCCGCCGCCGUGCCGGGAAUCUCGCUCCGCAUCCACCGCCAACUCUGCGGCCUCUCCACCGUCGACGAGCCCGCCGCUGCGGGGGAAGCCGAUCCGUGGGAGGAGGCCGAGGCGGAGAUCCUCCGCGACGUCGAGCCCGUCGUGGAGCUCGUCAAGGACAUCCUCCACUCCCGCAGGUAUGAAAAUGGUGGAUUUCUAAGCCCAACUGAAGAAAAGGUUGUAGUAGAAAAGCUUCUUUCCCAUCAUCCUUGUGUAGAUGAGAAGAUUGGUUGUGGGCUUGAUGGUAUAAUGGUUGACAGGCACCCUGAGUUCAGGCAAUCAAGGUGCCUCUUUGUUGUUAGAACAAACGGCGAUUGGGUGGAUUUCUCAUACCGCAAGUGUCUCCAGGCAUACAUCAAAGAGAAGUAUCCAUCUCAUGCAGACAGGUUUCUGCAGAAACAUCUUGUUAAUAGGAGCUCAGAACCUUUUCGUGUUCAGAAGUAGGACAUCUUUUACAUGAUGGCUCCUUUGCCAAAAUCUUAUGUUUCCCUACUUUUGAUUCUAUUGUCGCCUAUAUAUACCAUUGGCUUGACCAAUCUACUUUAGCUGUUUAGCCUAUAGAGCUGGCCCGUCAAGUGAAUAGCCAGGCUUUUGGUGAAUGGUGAUGGGCCUUGGAUCUCAGCAUCUCCUACGCCUUGGACCUCAGCAUCUCCUACAUUUGGUGAAUGGUGAUGUAAUAGAAGUGCUGCCUUCCAUGAAAUGGAUGCUUUAGUGCACCCUGCUAGUCUGUUCCAACUCUUUUGUCUGAGCUGCUGGAUUUGUCAUUCUUGUUAUGGUAUUCAUUCAGUAUUUACAAAGUAGCGAUGGUGAUGAGCCUCAUCUUUUCAACUUUCAUCUCUUACUCUCCAUCCUUGUUGAUCUUCUGGCUUGGAAUCUAUUCCCUUUGGUCGUAGAUUAACUGUCUUUUAGGAUACUGACAUGGUUGCCAAGCCAUUAGUUUGAUCAUUGAUUAAUAGUAUGAAGCAUAUUUGGAAGCUA